This is a messenger RNA of Girardinichthys multiradiatus, 419 nucleotides long. It is a transcript of the gene rpl36, whose product is annotated as ribosomal protein L36. Gene Ontology annotation, cellular component: ribosome; cytosolic large ribosomal subunit. Gene Ontology annotation, molecular function: structural constituent of ribosome. The record is from RefSeq and is a predicted model, not a curated record. Gene Ontology annotation, biological process: cytoplasmic translation. The coding region runs from base 68 to 385 and encodes 105 amino acids. Lineage: Eukaryota; Metazoa; Chordata; Actinopteri; Cyprinodontiformes; Goodeidae. The transcript has 4 exons.
GACAGUUAUACCUCGCCUUCUCCCAGCAACAGUCUUUCCGGUUUCACCGCCAUCAUAGACAGUAGACAUGGCUAUACGUUACCCCAUGGCUGUUGGCCUUAAUAAAGGCCAUCCAGUAACCAAAAAUGUGACUGCUCCUAAACACAGCCGCAGACGCGGGCGUUUGACCAAACACAGCAAGUUCAUUCGGGACAUGAUCCGUGAAGUGUGUGGCUUUGCUCCGUAUGAGAGGCGAGCGAUGGAACUGCUGAAGGUGUCUAAGGACAAGAGAGCUCUCAAGUUUAUCAAGAAGAGGAUUGGCACACACAUUCGGGCCAAGAGGAAGAGAGAGGAGCUGAGUAACGUCCUAGCGGCCAUGAGAAAGGCUGCUGCCAAGAAAGAGUAGUCUGCCACCUAAUAAAAACUUGUUCAGUACAAAA